Molecule: messenger RNA, 1743 nt
Organism: Pistacia vera
Lineage: Eukaryota; Viridiplantae; Streptophyta; Magnoliopsida; Sapindales; Anacardiaceae
Exons: 2
Coding region: 199-1368 (389 amino acids)
Source: RefSeq, a predicted model, not a curated record
ACUUUAUCAAUUCCCACUGCAGAAAUUAUUGAAAAUCAGGCCCCAUUUGAGCAUUAAACUACUGAAGUUCAAUCAUUCAUACAAUCAUUUACCCAGCUUUCCAUUUCUUAAUUCUUAAGCAAAAAUCAUCACAUAAACCCACCUUACCCCUCUUCUCCCCUGCAUCAACACACAUACAGGAGGAUAAGCGAAGCGGCCAUGUAUGUUACGAGGCCUCUAUCCCUGUACAGAAAUUUCCCGAGUAAUCUUUCAGUAGAACCACAAGAGGGCCCACUUUCAGGUUUUCUAGUAAUUACAGAUGAAGAAGCAGAAGCAGAAGAUUCAUUUUGCUGUGGCACAUGUAAAUUGCGAAGAGUUAAAAGAUUACCAUUUCCUCAAGACAAGUUAUUAACAGUUAUUCAUUCAUCAGAUUAUCAAGAGAUUGGUAACACUAAAGUUUUGUUUAUCCCAGUUCUCGGUCAACCUCUCUCGUCUAAUCGCUACUAUGUUAUCAGAGCUAAAGGCAAAUACAAAGGGCAAGCUUGCAAAAGUUCAAGGGAGACGGACAUGGGGAUUUGUUGCUUCAACAAUAUCAUAAACGAUGAGAAACCAAAACCUUUUGAUCACAGAAACAUAUGCCAGCAAUUCAAGAUCCAUCGAUAUCACAGGCACACUUUCUUUGCAAAGUCUGCUGCUAUUGAUGGCCUUCCUCCAAAAUUUCUGCGAAAGAAAGGCUGGGAAGUUCGCAGCUCAAGAUUAGUUCGUUCUCGACUAAGGGAAGCUCUAGGCCUCGAUAAUUCUCUCAGAGCACUUCUUCCAAGUUUCGACUUUGCUAUAAGUAGCAAGCGCUCGAGUUCAAAUGUUGUAGGGUCAUGGUACUGUCCCUUCAUAUUUGUAAGAGAGAAAGCUAGACUUCGAUACCAAAUGAAGAAGUCAGUGUUUUAUAAGAUGACUCUUGAGCAACGGUGGGAAGAGAUUGUUUCAUGCCAGAACAAUGGAAGCAAUGUUGUGAAUGUGAAUACAAACGUGAAAAGGGAAGUGAGUUCAGUGUUUGGUACGGAAGCUAUAAGGGAUAAUAGAGCGAAUCAUGCCGGAUUUGUGUGGUUUAGAGCAUAUGACAGAAAUAGAGUCAGAAGGGCUAGUGUGGGAUUGAGUGUAGCCAUUGUUGAGAAAAUGAGAUGGGUGGAAGACGACGGAGGGUGGGUUGGUGGUGGGAGGGAAACGGAAGUGAGAGUGGAAAGAGUAGAAGAGAAUACAAGUGAAAGUGGAUGGCAGAGAUUUGGUUGCUAUGUGCUGGUGGAGAGUUUUGCUCUGAGAAGAAUGGAUGAAACUUUGGUAUUAAGGUGUGACUUUAGGCAUACCCACAAGGUUAAAUGCAAAUGGGAGUGAGAUUUUAUAAUCCUGGCACUACAACAAACUGUACUGGUUGAUUUUGGACUGUCUUUGUCAUUCAUCUUUGCCUUCUGCAGAUUGUCAAGUUCGAAUGUCGUUGAGCUGUUUACUGUAAUUUGGUUUCUGUAAGAACUUUCAGUUGUAUAGGACUGAAUUUCUACAUAAUUUUGUCAGCCAUUUGUAUAUGAUGAUACUAUUUAAGUUGCAAGAUCUAAUGCCAGGAUUGAAUCCAAAUGGUCAUCAGGCUUUACAUUAUUUAGGAGAUAAUUAUGUCAAAAAAAUCAUUAAUUUAGCAUAGGAAUAAUAAAUCAUUUAUAUUAAUUAUCCUUAAAUAUAGGUAAAUAUCACCACCUCAACCAAUCAGCGGCCCCU